This is a messenger RNA of Lagenorhynchus albirostris (white-beaked dolphin), 1446 nucleotides long. It is a transcript of the gene BCAT1, whose product is annotated as branched chain amino acid transaminase 1. Gene Ontology annotation, biological process: L-valine biosynthetic process; L-leucine biosynthetic process. Gene Ontology annotation, cellular component: mitochondrion. Gene Ontology annotation, molecular function: branched-chain-amino-acid:2-oxoglutarate transaminase activity. Bases 16 to 1446 code for a protein of 476 amino acids. NCBI's taxonomy places the organism in Eukaryota, Metazoa, Chordata, Mammalia, Artiodactyla, Delphinidae. The transcript has 12 exons. The record is from RefSeq and is a predicted model, not a curated record.
UCCCGGAGCCGCCCCAUGGCCAGCCCUCCCCCCGCCGCCGCAGCCCUCGCCCGCCAGGACUGCAAUAAUGGAUGCUCCGCGGAAUGUACCGGAGAAGGAGGAUCAAAAGAGGUGGUGGAGACUUUUAAGGCUAAAGAUCUAAUAAUCACACCAGCCACCGUUUUAAAGGAAAAACCAGACCCCAAUACUCUGGUUUUUGGAACGGUUUUUACGGAUCACAUGUUAACAGUGGAGUGGUCCUCGGAGUUUGGAUGGGAGAAACCACACAUCAAGCCUCUUCAAAACCUGUCAUUGCAUCCAGGUUCGUCGGCUUUCCACUAUGCGGUGGAAUUAUUUGAAGGAUUGAAGGCAUUUCGGGGAGUAGAUAAUAAAAUUCGUCUGUUUCGGCCAAGCCUCAACAUGGAUAGAAUGUACCGGUCUGCUAUGAGGGCCACUUUGCCGGCAUUUGACAAGGAAGAGCUUUUAGAGUGUAUUCAGCAGCUUGUGAAAUUGGAUCAGGAGUGGGUCCCCUACUCAACAUCUGCAAGUCUGUAUAUUCGUCCUACAUUCAUUGGAACUGAGCCUUCUCUGGGAGUCAAGAAGCCUACUAAAGCCCUGCUCUUUGUAAUCUUGAGCCCAGUGGGACCUUAUUUUUCAAGUGGGAGCUUUAAUCCAGUGUCCCUGUGGGCCAAUCCGAAGUACGUAAGAGCCUGGAAAGGUGGGACCGGGGACUGCAAGAUGGGAGGGAAUUACGGCUCAUCUCUCUUUGCCCAAUGUGAAGCAAUGGAUAACGCGUGUCAGCAGGUUCUGUGGCUCUAUGGAGAGGAUCAUCAGAUAACUGAAGUUGGAACAAUGAAUCUUUUUCUUUACUGGAUAAAUGAAGAUGGAGAGGAAGAACUGGCAACUCCUCCGCUAGAUGGCAUCAUUCUUCCAGGAGUGACAAGGCAGAGCAUCCUGGACCUGGCACACAAGUGGGGAGAAUUUAAGGUGUCAGAGAGGUACCUCACCAUGGACGACCUGAACACAGCCGUGGAGGAGAACCGCGUGAGGGAGAUGUUUGGUUCUGGUACCGCCUGUGUUGUUUGCCCAGUUUCGAAUAUACUGUACAAGGGUGAGACUAUACACAUCCCAACUAUGGAGAAUGGGCCUAAGCUUGCAAGCCGCAUCUUGGACAAAUUGACUGAUAUUCAGGUCCUCCUGGGGAUUCUGAUGCACGCUAGACAAAGUUUGAGAACCAGUGAUCUGCUAGUGUUGGAGGGCCUCCUGAAGAGGUGGGGGUGGCUGUACCUCACCGUGGGGACAAGGACACUGGUUGCAGAAGUUCUGGGAAGUACUCCUUGGCGUGAGCCCUCCCGGAGUCCACCAUUAGCCGCACCAAGGAGCCUCGAUUCUCCUGUGACUUUGACCUUCACACUGGUCUUCGGUCCACAAUGCAAGCCACAGGUGCUGGGACGGAUUGCCCUGUGA